Molecule: messenger RNA, 1797 nt
Organism: Phragmites australis (common reed)
Lineage: Eukaryota; Viridiplantae; Streptophyta; Magnoliopsida; Poales; Poaceae
Product: methionine gamma-lyase-like
Exons: 2
Coding region: 16-1605 (529 amino acids)
Biological process (GO): transsulfuration
Cellular component (GO): cytoplasm
Molecular function (GO): pyridoxal phosphate binding; carbon-sulfur lyase activity
Source: RefSeq, a predicted model, not a curated record
UCCCCUGGCCGUAGGAUGGGUCCCGAUUCAUACCCCUCCAUCCGCCGUCCGCUGCUCCAGGCGCGCGGUUCAGGCCUGUCCACGUCACGGAGCUGCAUCUACCGUCUCCCAGCCACAGAAGAUCGCACCCUUGCCUAUAAAUUGCACCCAUCUUCUGUUCCCUUCCCCGCGCCCCUCUCUGAUCUCCUGCUCCUUUCUAACGCACCCAUCCCAAUGGCCCAGGCUAUGGCUGCCGCCUCCGAGCUCGUCAGCCUCAAGCGCCCGUUCCAGAACGACGGCUUCGCCGACGAGAACGGAAGCGCCGACGAGAAACCGAGGGCGCACCGCCGGGACCGGGAGGCGGACCCGGCAGCGGCGAUGGCCGCGGCGCGGCACGAGUUCGGCGAGCACGGCGGCGUGAACAUGUCCAUCGAGGCGUCGGCGACGUUCACGGUGAUGGAGCCGGACACCAUGCGCCGGCUCUUCGCCGGCGAGCUGGGACCCGACCGCGGCGACAUGUACAUCUACAGCCGGCACUUCAACCCCACGGUGCUGGCGCUGGGUCGCCAGAUGGCGGCGCUGGAGGGCACGGAGGCCGCGUACUGCACGGCCUCCGGCAUGUCGGCCAUCUCGUCCGUGCUGAUGCAGCUCGUGGGCGCCGGCGGGCACGUUGUGGCGUCGCGGUGCCUUUACGGGGGCACCCACGCGCUGUUGUCCCGGUUCCUGCCCCGGGCCGCAGGGGUGCGCGCGACGUUCGUGGACGCGGACGACGAGUCGGCCGUGCGCGCCGCGGUGGUGCCCGGGGAGACGCGGGUGGUGUACGUGGAGACGGUGUCGAACCCGACGCUGGCCGUUGCGGACAUCCCGAUGCUGGCGCGGGUGGCGCACGAAGCCGGGGCUAAGCUGGUGGUGGACAACACGUUCACCCCCGUGAUCGUCUCCCCCGCGCGGCUCGGCGCCGACGUCGUCGUCCACAGCGUGUCCAAGUUCAUCAGCGGCGGCGGCGACAUCAUUGCCGGCGCGAUCUGCGGGCCGGCGAGCCUGGUGAACGCGAUGAUGGACCUGCAGGAGGGGGCGCUGAUGCUGCUGGGCCCGACCAUGAACGCCAAGGUGGCGUUCGAGCUGUCGGAGCGCCUCCCGCACCUGCCGCUGCGGAUGCAGGAGCACUCGCGCCGCGCCAUGGCGUACGCGACCCGGAUGCAGCGGCUGGGCCUGCGCGUCGCGUACCCGGGCCUCCCCGACCACCCGCACCACGCGCGACUGGCGGCCAUGGGCAACCCCGGGUACGGCUUCGGCGGCAUGCUCUGCGUCGACAUGGGCACCGAGGACCGCGCCAACCGCCUCAUGCACCACCUCCAGAACACCACCCAGUUCGGGCUCAUGGCCGUCAGCCUCGGCUACUACGAGACGCUCAUGUCCUGCUCUGGCAACAGCACCAGCAGCGAGAUGCCGCCCGAGGACCGCGCCCGGGCCGGCAUCUCCCCGGGGCUCGUCCGCAUGUCCGUCGGCUACAACGGCACGCUCGAGCAGCGCUGGGCGCAGUUCGAGCGCGCGCUCGCGCUCAUGCAGCCGCCGCCGCACCACAAGGGCGCCGACCGCGACGCCGACGCCGGCAACAAUCACUGACGCUUGCGCUUCCAAGUGUGGCACCGUGCGUGGCAACUAUGCUUUCUUGCUUGUGGUGUAUAUACGGCUACCCAUCUAAUUAAGGUUAAGCACCGUCUGAUCCCUCUGCUUCAGAUGGACGCCAAUGUAAGCCGCUUGAUCUCUGGGGAACUUGGAAACGAAUCUGAAUAAGUGCGUCUUAAAGUCUGGUUA